Molecule: messenger RNA, 4681 nt
Organism: Anguilla anguilla (European eel)
Lineage: Eukaryota; Metazoa; Chordata; Actinopteri; Anguilliformes; Anguillidae
Gene: ube2h
Product: ubiquitin-conjugating enzyme E2H (UBC8 homolog, yeast)
Exons: 7
Coding region: 222-773 (183 amino acids)
Biological process (GO): protein polyubiquitination; ubiquitin-dependent protein catabolic process
Cellular component (GO): nucleus
Molecular function (GO): ubiquitin conjugating enzyme activity
Source: RefSeq, a predicted model, not a curated record
AUAGAAGCUUCAGGACAGAGAGAGAGAGAGAGAGCGAGAGAGAGAGGGUACUGAAAUAGAGAGAAAUUGCAACGGAGAGAAAGUGGGGGGACCGCGUAAAGAUUGUAUAUUGUCUGCCAUUUGUGCAGGCCAAUGAAAAAUAACAAGUAAUAUAAAAGUCAAACGUUCGAGCGACCGACAGAGGAGAUUAUUGCACUGUUAUUCUACAGAGGAAUAUAAAAAUGUCGUCUCCAAGUCCGGGUAAAAGGCGAAUGGACACCGACGUGGUGAAACUUAUUGAAAGUAAACAUGAAGUCACAAUCUUGAGUGGACUCAACGAAUUCGUAGUGAAGUUUUACGGACCACAAGGAACACCGUACGAAGGGGGAGUGUGGAAGGUCCGAGUAGAUCUGCCGGACAAAUACCCUUUCAAAUCUCCAUCCAUAGGGUUCAUGAAUAAAAUUUUUCAUCCGAACAUCGACGAAGCGUCAGGAACCGUGUGUCUAGAUGUAAUCAACCAGACGUGGACUGCGUUGUACGAUCUCACCAACAUCUUUGAGUCGUUCCUGCCCCAGCUGCUGGCCUACCCCAACCCCAUAGACCCGCUGAACGGAGACGCGGCCGCCAUGUACCUCCACCGGCCCGAGGAGUACAAGCAGAAAAUUAAAGAGUACAUUCAGAAAUAUGCAACAGAGGAGGCGCUGAAGGAGCAGGAGGAGGGAGCCGGGGACUCCUCGUCAGAAAGCUCCAUGUCGGAUUUUUCGGAAGACGAAGCGCAGGAUAUGGAAUUGUAGUAUAUAGAGUCACCCCGUAACCACAGAGACUAUGUGAUUUCCUAACCAUGAGAAGCAGACUUAAAAUAUUCAUAUUUAAACAGGGCGAUUUUGUUUUUUCUGUUUUUUUUUAUUACUAAAAAACGAAAACAAAAAAACAAAAAAAAAACAAGGAUUUUUAUGGAUAUAGCGUCGGUGUAUAUCUCACCCUCUUAGAUGUUCUUCACCUCUCGGUCAUUUCUCUUCCUGCCCCCCCCACCCCCCCCCCCCCCACUUUAAGGCACACAACAUCUCCCCACAUUCCACUUUGGUAGCUGCAUAGCUCGAAUGCAUGUGAUCAUCCCCCCCCCCCCUUCCACCCGGUCUACCGUACUCACGUGCGACUAAACUUCUAGAACAAAAUGGAGGGCCCCUCCUGACGGGGAGGCCGAGGGGAAGCUCGACUCUUCACCAUGUGACCCGUCGCCGUGGAAACGCUGUACUCGCGUUUGGGCUGCGACCGGAAAGUUCCCACUCCUUUAGCCCCCUUUUAAAGUUUUUUUCCCCCCUCUCUAUUUUCCUUUAUAUGACAAAAGAGAGUGUUGAAACUUGAUUGGAUAUGUGAAACGCCGUCUGGUCCACUCGCCGAUCGUUACUACCCACUCAGCGUUGGCCUCUCUCCGCGGCUGUUUUUCUUUUUUUGGCGGCUGGUUUUCUUCCCUCUUUAAGUUUGUGGAUUGUUACAGAUACCGAAACGGGCGGCGGAAAUCUGAGUGGUUGUUUCGUGCCAUUAUCGCGUUUUGGCCUUCCUCUGGAUCGGACCGCCAAACCGCCGCCUGUCGUGGCACGUCCACCACCCGCCAUCCUGUCCAACCGCCCGCGUUUCCCGCUUGAAUUAGGGGACCAGCAGGCGGACGUCGAAACGUUAAAGGGGAUGUUGUUUCUGAAUACCAGGCCAGCGUGCUUGAUCCGCUGAUACUCACCGGAGAAUAGUUUUCCAAACUCCCUCUCACCAUAGACAGUGGUUUUCAGUACAGCACACCUGCUGACUCAUGCUAUUAGAAGCUACACGCGUGUGGAAUCCCGGUGAAUAUUUUUGAACAAAGUUCCUGUCCGAGUUCCUCCCCCCGAUUUCUCUCCCCUUGCUCUCUGAGCUCCAGCAGCCGUUCAGGGUGUCGCAGGGUCUCUCCUCCCCGAAAUGAAAGAGCGGGGAGAAACGUCCGGUCUCCGAAACCCGUGGCGUACCAUCGCCCUGGCGACCGGCAGCCCGCAGGACGAGCUGCGCAGCGGAGCGUCCGGUCGCGUGACUGCGCAGCAUCCCCCUCCCCCUCGUGUCUGUGGGGGCGCGUUAUUCCCCUUUAAAUAACCACACAGAGUGCUGCCAGGGGCGCUGGACACUGUCCGUAUCCAUAAAGCACAAUUAUUAUUUUUUAAGAUGACAUUUUGUUUCAUGAAAAGAGAAAUUUAAAAAGUCUGCCUGUACCCCCCCCUUCAUUUUAUAUCCCCAUCAGUUUCCAGAGAACUUUUUUCUUUUUCUUUUUCUUUCUUCUUCAGAACAUCCUUUUGUACACUGUGGCAUGAUACAGAAGUGAAGUUGUGUAGGGCUUCGUUGAGCUAAUAUGAUAAUAUUUAAGAGACGCUUCCGCUUGUGUGGCUUCUCUCUCGGGGUUAGAGGUGCGUACGUAGCGCGUGUUGGUUUUGCUCGGUUCUUCUUCACUAGAAGGCGGGAAUCGCGGUGGGGAAUCUCUGCGGGGUCCUCGUAAAACUCGUCGAACUUCUCAACUUGCCUAUCGCUUGUGCUAAACUAUAUAAAUAGGUGUUUGACUUACGUAGGGAUAGUUAGUUUGCUGGGUGGUGAAUUCAGUUUAAAAAAAAGUAUGGUUUUAUUACUCAUAGAAAUAGCUUUGUUUGAGCUAAUGGGGGAAAAAAAGGUGUUUGAUUUCAGUUAGUCUAUUCUGUGGAUUAAAAAGAUAUUCCAAAGAUGUGUACAUCCCUGCUUGUCCCUUUAUGCAAAUUCAGCAGACUUGUACAGGUCAACCGAUCUCUGAGUUCACAUAGGUUGCUUUUUUAAAAUUUUUAUUUUGGGACACAGAUUAACAGAGAAUUGCGUUUAAGGAUUAUAGCGUAACAACAGAGUGCGUAAGAUCGUCUUCAUGCAAAUGCAGAGAUGGAAAGAUAAACCUGUAAUAUGUGAUCAAUGCCACACUGGGAUAAAGGAUUAACCUUGUUUUUUUUUUUUUUUUUUUUUAAUUUUUUUUUUUACUUUUUCUUUUUUUCAGUAUUCUCUUGAGGUCUGGCCGUUAAAGGUGGCUGGAUUUUCCAGCCGUGGCCUCAGAUUUUCGGAUCAGGACCAGGUCGACCCGUCGAUUUAAUGCCAAACAGAGUGGCCUGACUCUGCUUCCUGAGAUGGGGCAGGUGCAGCUGGCCGCUGUUGCUCGGGUCUCUUCAGUUUGUCCGAGUCAGCUUACCCUUUACCCCGAGCUGUCUGUCUAUUCAUGGUAGGAAAAGGGGCUAUUUUAACAAAUUUAAAAAAUCUAAUAUUUAAUGGACACCGUUGUUAUAAGACGGGUAGUGGUGGUUCAUCUAUAUUGUACCGUAUGAGUACACUUGAAUUAUUACUUUUUUAAGUUUUUUUGUUUUGUUUUGGUUUUUUUUGCCAGUUUUUAUAUCUUUAUUUCUUCAAAUUUAUGCAGUAUUGUAUUCCAGUCAAAUUAAGAAAAUAAUUAAAAAUGCGGCUGUGUGUUAACAUGCUUGUGUUUAUUCAUUGGAAGGCACAUGCAGUGCAAGGGGGAGGCAGUCUUGCACAGAAGAGAGAGACCCAAGCGCUGGGGUUUCUUAAUUUUCCCUUUCUUUUAGGCUAUGGGCGAAGCUUGUUGACCUGCAUACACCAGUGUCUCGUGGAAAAGAGCCACAAUGGCCGCCUGCCUCUCAACCACACUCUGUUGCUAUGGUAGCAGCACAUGACAACAACAAUGUGGGACAAUCUGUGUAGAAAAAUGAAGUCAGUGGUUUUAUGUUGUGUUCCCUGCACCCCCCCCUCCACUCCCCCUCCUGAACCACACUGACAUGAGGAAUAUUUAUAACCUUUAUCAACCUUGUUUGUUUUUAACCCUCAUGUCAAGUAAUAAAUGACCAGGCAUCCAAAAUUCUGAAGGAAAUUUAAAAUAAAUGUGCUUCCCUUGUAACUUUAAUAAAGUAAUUAAAAGGCUGAAAAAAUUACAUUUCUUCUGUUCCAGGAUUUUUAUUCAUACCUACAAAAAAAGGUAACAACAGGCUUUUCUCCCUGAGGAUGUGACCCAGUUUUAAUACACAUGGCUUGUGUCUCCAUCACGUAUUACAAGACGAUGGGUGCAAGUGAGUGUAACCUCUGUAUUUUAACACGCACACGCGCUCGCACGAAGUCAGGGACAGCGCGAGCAAUGUACAGUUCAGCCUACUGGCUGUGGCUGGUUGCCUCUUGUCUCUUAGCAACGGGAAGAUAAAUUUCCGUCUUCCGCCAGCAGCUCCGGAGCUUGCGGCUUCGCGUUGCUGUUCGGAUGGUGCAAGUGCAAGCGAACCGAACAGGGCUGACGCUAAGUUCUGUCCGUUUGUUUUGCUUCUUUACCGCGGGGCGUGCAGUUUCGGACACGACAAUAGCAACGUUACGUUAGCAGUCUUUAUUCGGUUCCUCGUUUGUGCGUGAUACUUGAGAAAUUUAAAGGGCGGUUUGAAUCCGUCCCGAGUCUAUUUCUCGCCCCCCCCCUCUCUCUUCACCCUCCCACACUUUCUUCUCCGCUUGUUUCUUUUCCCCCCAUCCCUACCAUUUCUUUGCAUUGUGAUUAUGUAGUGGGCAUGAGUGUCGUAAUGACAAAUGCCCUCUAUCUAUAGGAUUAUAACCUCUUAAAUAGUUGUGUACAAAUAAACUGUAAUAACUUCUUUUUUAAUAAAAAGCAUUAAAUGUGUACAAAAUA